AUCUGUACUUAUACCUAAUCGCAAAUAACUCGACCCACGCCUUCACCCCCUCACCCCCUUCCCCGGUCAGUCAGUCAGCCCACCUUCAAUCGCUUGAGGCCCAAAAACUCACUGUUCCUGAAAAUCCAUCUGCUACUAUAUACCGCAGACCAUUCACCUCUACAGCCCAAACGCUGACAACCAAUCGCAAUCAAUCAACCAAUUUUGAUCUCUCACUAACAUUGCAAUCAUGUCGCCAACUACCCUCAUCUUCGGCGGCCACGGCAAAGUCGCCCAACACCUAACCCGGAUCCUCACCCAGCAGACCACGCCCGCCCACACAGUCCACAGUAUCAUCCGCAACGCGGACCAAUCAGACACCAUCACGUCUCUAGGCGGGAAGCCUAUCGUACAGUCCAUUGAAGAAUCCUCCGUUGCCGACUUCACAGCCACCAUCAAAAAAACCAACCCAGACUUUGUCGUCUGGUCCGCCGGCGCUGGCGGGGGCAACCCCGAACGUACGCAGGCCGUUGACCGCGAGGGCGCUAUCAAGUCCAUGGACGCCUGUGCCGAGGCCGGCGUCAAGCGGUACAUUAUCGUGUCCGCACUCGACGUCCGGGAUCGCGAGAACAAGCCUGUUCCCGAGUGGUAUGAUGACGAGAGUAAGAGGAUGAGUGACCGUGUUUGGGGAGCUAUCGAGCCGUACCUCAAGGCUAAGUUGGCCGCGGACCGAUCGCUAAGGAUGGAUAAUAGGAGGAGAGGGCUGGAGUAUACUAUUGUAAGGCCUGGGGGUUUAAGUACAGAGCCAGGUAAGGGGACGGUGCAGGCGGGGAAAGUACGACUUGGGAGUAUGGUGAGUCGGGAGGAUGUUGCGAGGACGGUGGUGGCGAUAAUGGAGGACUCGGGGACGGUGGGGUUGGCUUUUGAUGUAGUCGGUGGUGGCGUACCUAUUAAGGAGGCAGUUGCUACUGUUGCAAACGACAAGGUUGAUACCUUCGAAGGUUACUAUUAAGAGUUUAUUUGGUACACGACUUACCGACGUCUUAGAAAUGCUGCAAACCCAGAUAGUAAAGUAUACUACUAUUUCCAGAUCGUCGAGCUCGUAUAACCUGUGUUGUUCUUGAUUGUAGUCGAGAAAUCAUUGUUCCUUGUCUGGACUUAGAACAGAUGGCGAAUAAUAGACGACAAGAUUACAAUGCUUCAGAACAUGGUUAUUCAUAGACAGGUCUAGUCGACACAACCUAUUUUCUCUAGAUGAAUAAUCAAAUUGGC
Pseudomassariella vexata is the source of this 1251-nucleotide messenger RNA. Its product is annotated as Rossmann-fold NAD(P)(+)-binding protein. The record is from RefSeq and is a predicted model, not a curated record. NCBI's taxonomy places the organism in Eukaryota, Fungi, Ascomycota, Sordariomycetes, Amphisphaeriales, Pseudomassariaceae. Bases 230 to 991 code for a protein of 253 amino acids. The transcript has a single exon.